UAUGAAAACAGAUUACUUAAUGGUAACAGAUUUUCAAAUCAUUGCAAUCUUCAAACCAAUUGGUCUUGCACAAUUUCGCAUAAUGCUAGCUCAGCUAGUGCAGCAUUAAAUCCUUUUGGUAUAGCUUUUAAAAAAACAACAUAUACUUGGACGAAUGCUUUAUGUCAAAACGACAAUGACGGCGACGGCUUAACGAAUAGUAUCGCGCUUGGUGAUCCUAACUGCGUUUGGAAUAAGAAUCGCACACCUCAUCGAAUCGUUAAUAUUACUCAUCUAGGAAUUUGA
Trichoplax adhaerens is the source of this 285-nucleotide messenger RNA. RefSeq lists its product as uncharacterized. The annotation marks the transcript as partial. The record is from RefSeq and is a predicted model, not a curated record. The transcript has a single exon. NCBI's taxonomy places the organism in Eukaryota, Metazoa, Placozoa, Uniplacotomia, Trichoplacea, Trichoplacidae.